Myotis brandtii (Brandt's bat) is the source of this 361-nucleotide messenger RNA. Its product is annotated as ATP-dependent RNA helicase DDX39A. Gene Ontology annotation, molecular function: RNA binding; RNA helicase activity. Bases 33 to 269 code for a protein of 78 amino acids. Gene Ontology annotation, biological process: mRNA export from nucleus; mRNA splicing, via spliceosome. The transcript has 3 exons. NCBI's taxonomy places the organism in Eukaryota, Metazoa, Chordata, Mammalia, Chiroptera, Vespertilionidae. The record is from RefSeq and is a predicted model, not a curated record.
UCCUGGUGGCCACCAAUCUGUUUGGCCGAGGGAUGGACAUUGAGCGAGUCAACAUCGUCUUCAAUUAUGACAUGCCCGAGGACUCGGACACCUACCUCCACCGGGUGGCCCGUGCCGGUCGCUUUGGCACCAAAGGCCUGGCUAUCACUUUUGUGUCUGAUGAGAAUGAUGCCAAAAUCCUCAAUGAUGUUCAGGAUAGGUUUGAAGUAAAUGUGGCGGAGCUUCCUGAAGAAAUUGACAUCUCCACGUACAUUGAGCAGAGCCGGUAACCACAACCUGACAUCCCGGAGCCACCCUGCUUCCCACGUGCUGCUUCAAGUCCUCUUUCUAGGCGACAGUGCGGCUUUCUUUUUCUGUUCAA